Molecule: messenger RNA, 2248 nt
Organism: Chlorocebus sabaeus (green monkey)
Lineage: Eukaryota; Metazoa; Chordata; Mammalia; Primates; Cercopithecidae
Gene: EID1
Product: EP300 interacting inhibitor of differentiation 1
Biological process (GO): negative regulation of DNA-templated transcription
Cellular component (GO): nucleoplasm
Molecular function (GO): transcription corepressor activity
Source: RefSeq, a predicted model, not a curated record
GAAAAGAAAUGGGACCAAGUAGUUCUUCGCUAUAACUAAAAAAAAAAAAAAAAAAAAAAAAAAAAAAAAAAGUACUAUAUAUGUCGUUUGUGAAUUUAACUUCUUAAAUGACAACACUAAAAGGACAGAAUGGAUUAGUUCUUAAUAUACUGAUCUGUGGUAUGGAUGUUGUCUGGUUCGGAAACGUGGAUUUAGAAGUCAUCAGCACAUACAUAAAUUGCCCCGGGGAGGAGGAAGAAGGGAGGGGAGGCACAUUAAUGUUACGAAGGCCAUGUAAAGUUAUUUUCCAGUUUGCUGCAUCACAAGCAGCACUAGGGUUAAGUAACACAGAAACUGUUACGCUCUUGCCUACAGGGUCCCUAGAUACGAAGUUCGAAUCGACCGAAACGUAGCUCAAAAAGCGACGCCCACACCCCGGGAAAAACAUUGAGCUACGCCAACCACACUGGCUCGCCAAGCAGGAGGCGGUACCUGAGGACCACGCCUGCGCGCGGGGUUACGCAAGCGCGCAGCCUUUGCGCACGCGCACAAACGCACGGCCGCGCAGCAUCUAUCUUGCUGGAAGCUUUUUCCCAGAGGUUGAGCGGUUUGCAUAAUGUCGGAAAUGGCCGAGUUGUCCGAGCUGUAUGAAGAGAGCAGUGACCUGCAAAUGGAUGUGAUGCCUGGCGAGGGUGACCUACCGCAGAUGGAGGUAGGCAGCGGGAGCCGGGAGCUAUCCCUGCGUCCCUCCCGCAACGGGGCCCCGCCACAGCUCGAGGAGGAAGGCCCAAUGGAGGAGGAGGAGGCCCAGCCAAUGGCGGCGCCAGAGGGGAAACGGAGCCUUGCUAACGGGCCCAACGCUGGGGAGCAGCCAGGCCAGGUGGCGGGCGCAGACUUCGAGAGCGAGGACGAGGGCGAGGAAUUUGAUGACUGGGAGGACGACUACGACUAUCCCGAAGAGGAGCAGCUUAGUGGUGCCGGCUACAGAGUAUCAGCCGCUCUUGAAGAAGCCGACAAGAUGUUUCUGAGAACAAGAGAAGCAGCCCUGGAUGGCGGGUUUCAGAUGCAUUAUGAGAAGACCCCGUUUGAUCAGUUAGCUUUUAUCGAAGAGCUUUUUUCACUGAUGGUUGUCAAUCGUCUGACCGAAGAACUCGGCUGUGAUGAGAUUAUUGAUAGAGAGUAGUUACAUGCUGUUAAAAGAGGAGGAAACUACUUGAGGAGGGACCCAACUUUCCGCUCUCUUUUGGGUUCAUUCCAAAUAGUUUUGUGCCAUUGAAAAACUUGACCUUCAAAAAAAUUUGUUUUUCAGAAUAGAAGACAAUAGGACAGUGACUGCACAGUUGUGAAAAAGGAGGCGAAUCAUUAAAGAAAAAGAAAAAAAGAUUUUUAAGACCGUUGAAAUCUGUUAUCAAGAAUGUCCUAAAACACCUAUGGCUUUGACUUUGUUAUUGAUCCAGAUUAUUUUCCUUGCAUUGGGGAAAAUAUCUUUCAUAUUUGUUUGCUGUAAAGAUGGUUUUGCAAGAAUAAGUCAUGACCAAGACAAACUGCCAAUACAAGGGCCCACUGAUAUUAAUUAUAUAAUGAGAAAAAAUGUAUCCAACUAGGACACAUAUCUUUUGAGUUAUUUGGACUGAAAGUUUAAGAAAACUUGGGAAAUUCUAUUUUGUGAUCUAGUCAAGCCAUAGUUAUCAAAGGCUAAAUUUUCAGUGUAAGAUAAAUGAAGUAUUCUUCAUUAUUCCAAAAGGAUGAGUAAACUCAAAGAUGUAUCACGUGUGCUCUGUAUGUUAAGAUGUGUUUCCAAGAGCGUCUGAAAUUUUGUUUGUACAUGUAUCUUGAUCAUUUAUAAAGCCACUGUGAUCUAUAAAUCAAGAAAAUUCAUUGUCAUAACCAUUUUUAAAAGUCAAAAAUUAAGACAUCUUUAAUUAAAAACUUUCAAAUCUAGACACUAAAUGUGUGUGAAUGUACAAAGAAACCAUUGCUCACGCUGUUAUAUACUAGAGAAAUUUUGUUUUGCUUGCUGUUUUAACUUGACAGGUGAAAUACUUUAGUUGAACUUCAUAUUGUAAGAACUGUUAAUAAAAAGUUGUCAAGUAAAAAGCCCUAUAUCUAAAAAGACUUUAUGAACAGUUAUUCUAUCAACUUUUAAAGGUUUUAAACCUACCCAGAAAUUACCUUGGUAUCUGAAGUUUCCCUCUGUCUCCUCCUCUAAUUAAGCUUGUUAUUUGUUAUGCACCAGCAUUGGAGAUAAUAAAAUUUCUUGUUCUGUGUA